Molecule: messenger RNA, 2372 nt
Organism: Closterium sp. NIES-67
Lineage: Eukaryota; Viridiplantae; Streptophyta; Zygnematophyceae; Desmidiales; Closteriaceae
Source: the annotation of a GenBank genome assembly
UCUUCGCCCUCGCCACUACUGCCUCUCGCGCCUCAGCCGCGCCACCACAUGCGCCACUUUGCGCGGCAUGGCGGAAUCCCUUUCAGCCGUCGUCAGCCCGAUCGCCUCUCGCCAGUCCGCUCCUGUCUGCCGGCCCUCCUCCCCUCGCACCCGCCCUCGCCUCUCGCGCCUCUCCUCCGCCCUCCGCUUUGAUCCCCCCCUCACCGCCGUCUCGCCGCGUCUUCUCCCCCUCAAAAUCUUUUCGCGCGGGCCACGCGCGUCCCGCGCAUUUCCCCGCCCACCCUCCGCCUUUCCGGUUGAUUCAGUUCCUUGCGCCGCCGCCACACCGCAAGCCCAGCGCGCAUGGCGGAAGCUGUGGGCGCAACUGGCGGAGGAAUUGGGCAUGCGGAAGCGGCGGCGGUGGCGGUGGGGCGUGCUGGACUGGUACCUGGCGCGGAGCAUGGCGGGGCCGUUCGCAGUGGCGGCGGGCGUGGCGGCGAGUGUGGGCGUGGCGCUGGGGUCGCUGGCGGAGGUGGCGCGCGUGGCCGCCAACACGGGCGCGCCGCUCCGUCUGGCGCUGCUGGUUGCGCUCCACCACCUCCCGCGCUUCCUCGCGCUCGCCCUCCCCCCCGCCUGCCUCGCUGCCUCCCUCUUCGCCUUCUCACGCCUCCUUGCGCACAACGAGCUGGCGGCCCUGGCGGCAGGUGGGGUUGCGUGGGGCAGACUGCUGCGCGCGCCAGUGUGUGUGGGGGUGGCGGCAGGCGCGCUCAUGCUGGCAUGCCAUGAGCAUGUGAUACCGUGGGCCAUGGGCAGGGCGCAGCGGAUGGUGGAGGCAGCGGUGACAUCGGACAUGGCAUCACUGCCAUCACAGGAGCACGUCUUGCUGCGAGAAUAUGGUGCGCAUGCACAGCAGCACCAUGACCCCCUCGCGCUCCUCCUCACCCACCUGCACCCUUCCUCACCUCUCGUCACCUUCCCCCCUCCUCUCCCCGCCAGCCCUGCAGCCAGUGCAGGGGGGGCAGUGGCGGCAGCAGGCAAGGGGGGCGAGGGAGGGGCGGUGGGGGCGGGGCUAUGGCGGGUGUGGUAUGCGGGGGAGGUGGGGGGCGGCACCAUGCGGCGGGCGCUGCUGCUGCAGCUCGCACCCGAGGGGCACGUGCGGGCGGUGCUGUCAGCGGAGCACUGCGUGUGGCAGCCGCACUCGCACACGUGGCGCCUCCUCAACUGCUGCUUGCUGCCCCUCGCCUCCCCUGCCCCCCUGCCGGCCCCCCUGCCUGCCACCGCCCCUGCCCUCCCAUCCAUGCCGCACACCGCAAUGCUAGCGCCGCCCCAACCACCCACUUCACUCCCCUCCUCCUCACCGCCCUUAGCCCACCCCACUGCGGCAACUGCGUCCUUUGCUCUCCUUCAGCUGGAGGCCCUGGACGUGCCUCUCGCCUCCGCACGCCGCUCCUCAUCGCCCCUCGCCUCGCACGUGGCCCUGCCGCCCUCCUCCCUGCCCCGCCACCUGCUCUGCGAGCGCGCCAGGCACCUCAAGGCACAGCUGGCGUGGCUGCAGCGGCAGGGUGCACAGGGGCGGCAGAAGAGGGUGUUUGGGCGGCAGGGGAGGGGGUGGGAGGAGCAGCAGCGGGUGCGAGAGCAGAGGAGGAGAGUGAGGGAGCAGAGGAGGAGAGUGGCGGAGGCAGAGAGCGAUCUGGUGCUGAGGGACGCUAGCUGCGCAUCAUGUGCUGCUUACGCCGUGCUGGGGGCAGUGGCAGUUCUCGUCACUGCUGCCCCUGCCACCGCCACCAGCACCAUCAGCACCAGCAUCAGCAGCAUUGUGCGCAGCAGCGGGGGAGGGCAGCGUGGCGGCAGCAGCGGGCAGCCCUUCCAGGUGGGGCUGGUGCUGGCGGCGGCCUUCCACCUGCUCUCCGCCGCCCUCGCUGCUGCCGCGCGCUCCGCCCUCCUCCCCCCGCUCCUGGCAGCCUGCCUGCCCACCCUGCUGGCGCUGCUGCUGCCCCCGCUGCUGCUGGGGCCGCACAACGGCAGCGGCGAGGCAUGGGCAAGGGUGGGUGGGGGAGAGGGAGGUGUAGAGAGCACGCGGGAUGGGGAGGAGGUGCAGUGAGGCGCAGUGAGGCGCAGUGAGGGGGGGGGGGCAUGGAGGGCAGGGCGAGGAGGGAGCAGUGGAGGAUGGACGGUGGGUCACGGGGACGAGCGACCAUGUGGCGAGGGGCGGGGGUGAUACCCACGAGUGCACAAGCUGAGCCAUGGGGAGGGCUUGAUGCAGCUGCCUGUGGCAGCAGUCAGCAGGGCGCAGAGGACUCAAGCCUGGAAAGCAUGUUACAUGGUAUUGUUGACUUGGAAAAGAACCUUUGGAAGCCAUAGCCUUGUAUAUAUAAUAUAACACAUUAGGAAAG